Molecule: messenger RNA, 2607 nt
Organism: Periophthalmus magnuspinnatus
Lineage: Eukaryota; Metazoa; Chordata; Actinopteri; Gobiiformes; Gobiidae
Gene: rab5c
Product: RAB5C, member RAS oncogene family
Exons: 6
Coding region: 304-966 (220 amino acids)
Molecular function (GO): GTPase activity; GTP binding
Source: RefSeq, a predicted model, not a curated record
GGCCAAAGCGCCUCUGACAGAGACAGGGGGAGGUUCCCGGAAAAACAGCCGACCGGAAGUGAAGGCCAGAGCGGAGAAGCAGAAGACGAGAGCCGCGGCCGCCGAUGCCAGCAGAAACACAAGCAAAAGUACAUUCCCAUCGGUGAGGUCUCUUCCAGCGGCUCUUCCACCUGCCUGACCUGAACCUGCCCCCCUCUGCCCCGUCUGACAUCUGCACUUAAACCAGCGACAAAACUAAACAAAAUAUCCACAAACUCUUCCUCCUCUCCUCCUUUUCCUCACCUCUUCCUCUAACCCAGCGCUAUGGCAGGGCGAGGGGGACCCACACGGACCAACGGCGCGGCUCCGGGCAACAAAAUAUGCCAGUUUAAGUUGGUGCUUCUGGGGGAGUCAGCUGUGGGCAAGUCCAGUCUGGUGCUGCGCUUCGUCAAAGGCCAGUUCCACGAGUUUCAGGAGAGCACCAUCGGAGCGGCCUUCCUCACACAGACGGUAUGUUUGGACGAUACAACGGUGAAAUUUGAGAUCUGGGACACGGCCGGACAAGAGCGGUACCACAGCUUGGCACCCAUGUACUACAGAGGGGCACAGGCCGCCAUCGUGGUCUAUGACAUCACCAACACAGAUACAUUCACACGCGCAAAGAACUGGGUGAAGGAACUGCAGAGGCAAGCCAGUCCCAAUAUUGUCAUCGCUCUGGCAGGGAACAAAGCAGAUCUGGCCCAGAAGAGGAACGUAGACUUCCAGGAAGCACAAGCAUACGCCGAUGACAACAGUUUGCUCUUCAUGGAAACUUCAGCCAAGACUGCAGUGAAUGUCAAUGAGAUUUUUAUGGCCAUUGCCAAGAAACUGCCUAAGAACGAGCCUCAAGGGGGCGCCGGAGCGGGAGGCCGGGCUCGAGGCGGAGUGGACCUUCAGGAAAGUGCGCCACAAGGAAGAAGCGGCCAGUGUUGUGGAGGCGGCAACUAACUAAACCACAACCACAACUAAAACAACAACAAACCCAACUUACACCAAUCUACAGCUAUGAUCAACCACAACAGAUGUCUACCAGCUGUCAAACAACCAACACCGCCCCCUAUUGGCCAGACCGAGGCACUGUUCAGGCCCUAAAACACAGCACAAAUUAACUGAGCGAAACCAUAGGCCAGUAAAACGCCCCUUGAUGGUUUCCGGCAACAUUAACAACAGCCCAAGAUGAAGACCAACGUAACCCAAUCAUGUUUUAAAACUGGGACUUAACUUGCCGUAACCUCGUUUUGAUGGACAGUUUAGGGGAAUUCAAAUUGUCCCAUACAUGGAAGGAGGAAAAGAUUAGUCAUUACAAAUUAAUGGGCCGCUACUGCUACUUCUAGUGUAUUUGUGUAGAAAAAAUAACAUUGAAAAUAUAUGAGUUGGCUCCUUGUCCUUCCUAAUCUUUCUUUGCUCUGCGUUCAUUUCUCAGAUCAUUUUCAUAAGACUUUUAACUGGAGGUGCAUGUGCAAUUAAUCUUUGGCUUCUUCUUCAAUCUGGAAAAGAGGAGAUUAACAACUUAAAGGCGCACUGUGUAACUUUUCCGCCUGCUUGUCUCCAUGGGAAUGCAUUAAACGUGUCCAUGUUACAGUUAUUCCAUUACACGUGUUUAUAUUGCUCAGAAAUACCUUGAACGAACAUGCGUUAUUUUCAGAGAUCUGGGCUGCCUUUUCAGAGAUCUGACCUGUAACUUCUUGGCUUUGCGGUGCCACCAGCUGCUCGCCAACGUUAAAUGCCUCCAUGGAAACGAGCUGCAGUCCAGACCUCCAGUAUUUUGCGCAGAUUUUGAGGUCUCAUGUAGCUUCAAAUGUAGUGAUUUUGAUAAAGGUUUGUGCUGAGUUUUGUUCAGUAGAAACACUUAAAUAGAUAGAUGUGACUUGGCCUAGCGGUGCCACCAUCUUGUCUCCUACAUUAAACAUCUCCAUGGAAACGAGCAGGCAGCGGACCUCCACUAAAAAAAGUUACACAGCGCGCCUUAAAUGAACGAAAAACUGUUCCUCCAAUUAAGCUGUGUAGAUUGGAUUAUUACAAUGUUAAUGUUAUCACUAUUAUUUGACACAAGCUAAGUAUGAUUUCUUUCCAUGCAGUCCGUAGUCCACUGUCACCGUAAUUUUUAGCAUUAAUGUAACGCUUUUGAAUCAUCGUUGUACAAUAAAAAAAAAAAAAAACAUGCAGCAAGAUUUUUGUUUUCUCGACCAAAAUCACUAUUGUGUAUCGAAAACAGAUUGCUGUAUUUGUAUCAGACUUUACAAGUUUAUAAUUAUUAAUCAAUAGUAGUUCUUAUCGUCAAAAAGGCUUCCCGAUCUUUUCAUGUUUUGUGGAUUUUUUAUGUCUUAAUUUUUCUGAAGAUCUAUGGUAUUAAAUGCACUGGUUCUGUCUCAUCAUCUUUGUGGAUUAAGAUGUUGUCCUCAGCCUCCUUUUUAUUUUAAUUUUUCUUUUUUCUAUUCUGUCAUUUGUACUCUUUAUGGAGGGAGGGACUGGUCUCCUGUCAGCAUCGUAGCACCUACACGGCAAACAACUGCUGUUGGAUGGGAGGGGGCUGAAACUAAGAAGAAAGAUGUAAUUUUACCAAUAAAAACAAGGAGAUGGUAAACUUUG